UUUUUGCUGGGAAUGAAGUGUCAAAAAUUAACUGUCAGUGGAAGUUUCUUUUGUUCCCUUGAAAAUAGAAAAAAAUUAUUAAUUUGAUGAAAUUUCGUUUACAAUUUUCAACAAAAAUUGCCACAAAUAAAAUUGAGCACAGCUAAAAUUAAAAACAGCAACACCAAAUAUAGCCAAAAGAGAGAGCAAAUUUGUGUAAAUAAAUAUUAAAAAAGAAACAAAGUAAUAGCUGCAGUAAUCAUGGCCAACAUAACGGUUGGGCAAAUUAUUAUGGAUGCACAAAGAAUGGCUAGUCGUGUGAAAGAAAUAGACGCCCUAAGCAGUGCACUACUUGAAGAGGCCGAAGGUAACAAUCGUUUUGUCGAAAGUCUUCGACAGUUUCAAGAUGACAUGGACUCAUUGAAUCGAAUAGCCAAUAAUAAGUCCAAUGUCGACAUGGUGAAUCGUAUACAGCAACAAAAUGCCAAUAGCUCUGAAAUUCUAAAAGAGAAUCGUGAACUUAAGGUUUGCAUCGAAGACUACGAACGAGCCAUGGAAUUGAUAAUGCAAAAAUACCGAGAACAUACCAAUAGCAAAGUUCUGGAGAGCAAACUCAACUUUAAGGAGGUAUACAACGAUAAAUUGUGGAAAAUUAUACGUGAACAAAGGGAGAAAAUCAAUGAAAUGGCAGCGGUAAUGCAAAGAGCAGCGAACAUCGAUGAUGAACAUGACAUCAAUGUGAUAACGAGAUUGCGUUUGGAGAACCAAACUUUGCGCGAAUUGUUGCAGAUAUCCAAGCAGUUUGGUUCUUACAAUCGACCAAUUCGUUUUAAUGAGCAUUUGCUGGAGGAAAAAGGCGUACAAACUGAUUUAGCUGCUGAUGAUUCAGCUGAUGAGCUGUCGCUAUCGGGAGCUUCCAUUGAAAAUGCCAACAAUAAUUCAGUUAUUCAACUUAACAUAAGCUCUACAUCUUCAACAUCGACUGCAGGUCAGCCAAUUACAGAUAACGCCAAUUCGGUUGCAUGUCACAGUGGAAUACUUGUUGGUGAUAAUAACAACGUAGUUGCGGUAGCACCACCGUCAGCUUCACCUGCCAUUGAAAAAAUUAAUAAUACUGCCUCCUCUUCGGCGGCUUUGGCUGGAAGCGCUACAGUAGCAGACGAGAACAAUUUGGUGACAUCAACAACAAUUGAUUACAAUAAUUUAAAUGCUUCUGCUGGUAUAGAAGUAACAUCUAACAACACCACCGCUACCAUUACAGCUGCUGCUGCAGCAACAUCAAAUAAUUUAAACGCAUCUCCAACAAAUAUGAAUGUCAAUUCAACUGCCAGUGCAACAUGAUAUUAUUGUAUAGCAUCAAGUUAAGAAGCAUUGUCCAUCGAUUCAAAAAACGAAUUAUCGUUUUUUUUUCUUAUUUUAUUAAUUUUGAAUUCAAUUCUCAUCAAGAAAUGUAACAAUUUCAUUUUCAAUUGAAUUGUAUAUUUAUAAUUUAUUGAACAGAGAAGCUUAUAAGUUAAAUUCUAUUAGAUUAGAAGGAACUCUAUUUUAUAUUUCUAAUAACACUUACACACACACAAAUGCAUGCUUAAAAACCAUUAUUUUUGUAGCGCUCUAAUUAAUCACAACUAAAUCUAUGAUUCGAUCAAUCCAACAAUCAUGCAUUCAUUCACUCACUGACUACUCACAUACAAUUUAGCAUCCUUCUAACAAAAAUGUAGAAUUUUUGUUGAAAGUUGUAAUACAUUAAUAAUUUAAUAAUUAGAUAGCACUCGAUACAUAUGCCAGCAUACAUUUAUUAAAGGCAGAUAUACAGAUACAGAUAUGUACAGACAGACAGACAGAAGGACAGAAUUAAUAAAUUAUAUACAUAUAUAUUAAAUUAUCUUCAUUAAUGAUCCAAAAAACAAAACUGUAAACAUAAAACCAAAAUAUAUUUAUUUAAUCUGGUAUUGUAAAAUUAAACAAAAAUAAUCGUCAAAUAAUGGUAAAAUUAACAUUUAUACCAAUUGUGUAUAAUGGAGAAAUUCAUUUAUUUCAUCUAGGUCACAAUUAUUAAUUUGUAUUAACAAGAAAACCCAACUACAUAUUACGAAAACACACAUAAAUAUACUUACUAUACUCAUAUAAUACAUAUAUAAUCAAUCACAUCUAAGCCCAAAAACACGACAUGUAGAAAUAAUCUCCUCCAUCAAGAUUUCAAUAAAACUAAUUUAAAUAAA
Molecule: messenger RNA, 2198 nt
Organism: Calliphora vicina (urban bluebottle blowfly)
Lineage: Eukaryota; Metazoa; Arthropoda; Insecta; Diptera; Calliphoridae
Gene: Fgop2
Product: Fibroblast growth factor receptor 1 oncogene partner 2
Exons: 1
Coding region: 241-1320 (359 amino acids)
Source: RefSeq, a predicted model, not a curated record